AUGCUUGGAUCCCCUCCUAAAGGCAUCGAAACAUUACUUCAAACACAAUUUCUUUCUGCACAAGUUAUUUCUCAAAAUCGAUUUGAAACUAAAGUUAAUUCAUUUAUUAAUGAUUGGAAAUCUCAAAAUAUCAAUCAAUUUUUAGAAAUAAUUAAAAUAUUUCAAGCUGUAUCACAUGGAAAUCAACUUAUAAGUGAACAGUUCAAUUAUUAUACUUAUAUAGACCCGAAUGAUACAAAAUUGAAUCUUGAAGUAAAAGAAUAUUCCAAUUGUUCCUGUACUUUAUCUUCAUUAUGCUUUUUCUCUAUCGGUUUAUUUACUGACGAUCCAUUUUAUUCGGACCAUCAUAUACCAGUUAUUACAGUCCCAAAUUUUUUUAUGGGUUGUUCCCAAAUCGAAGGAUUAAUGAAAUCAACUUUAGAAUGUUUUUAUAAUCUAUCAUGUAUGAUUGAAUUAGAUGACCAUCUUAUUAACGCUCUUAGAUCAUCUUUUAAUUUUUCAAAUUUAAAUGAAAAUCUUAGUCCAUCGAACGAAACAAUAGGAUCAAUUAUCAAUAGACUUAUGAUUGAUUCUUGGACAUCAAAUAUUUCGUUUUCUUCAUAUUAUAAUAUAUGUUCUCCAUCAUCAUGUACAUAUGAAUUUAUUAGUCGAAAUAAUUUAUUCUUUGUUAUAACAACAAUUCUUGGUAUUUUGGGUGGUUUAUCUCUUGGAUUAAAACUACUUACUUUAAUUAUUCUUCGAUUUAUUGAGAAUACAAUUAAUAAUACUUCUUUUAAUGGAUUUAUAACAAUGAUAAAAAACGUAUUUAUUUGUAAUACUGAACAACGUAUUAUUAAUCGACUUCAUUUCAUUUUUCUUUUACUAAUAUUAUAUUUAGUAUUUCUAUUUUCUGCUUUUAAACCAAAAUCAGCUACUGUCCAUAUAAUAAAACCAUCACUUUCAAAUUAUAAAGAUUUAUUACAAGAGCAUUCUUAUUCUCUUCAAUGCUCUUGUUCACAAAUAUCUAUUCCAUAUGAAACAUUUCUUAAUAUUGAACCUCAUUUUCAUGAUUUAUGUUCAAGUCAAUUUAUUUCUGAUGAAUGGAUUCAUUAUAUUUAUGGUGAAGGUCAUCUUUCUCAUCGAUUUUCAUUCGAUGAUUAUCGUUAUUCAGCUCCUGGACAAUUUCUUUCACUUUCUUCACUUUGUGAACUUAGUCAAGAAAAAGUAAAUCAUACCCUUUCGGAAUUUCUAACAAGUUAUUUUAUUAAUUCUCAGCUUUUAUCUGAGAAUCUUUUAAUUGAACAAAUUACAAUACUUCUAAAUCGACUUCAAUCAAUUACAUCCAAAUCAUUUCUUAAUACUUUUAAUUUAAUUCGUGAAAUAAUUGGUUCGAAUAUGAUUAUGAGUACAUGGAGCACUAAUUGGGAAUAUGUUUAUGAAAGUGCAUUUUAUAAUAAUUUACCUGUACAUCCAGUACCUGUAAGUUAUGGUGAAUGUAAUUGUGGAUUAUCAUUUAAAUGUACUCAAUCAUCAGGAGGUAUGAUGAGUGGUUGCUAUCCACUUGAAUCUAUUCUUCAAACAAAACUUUACUGUUUUUAUGAUCAAAAUUGUAUUGAUUCAAAUGGAGAUUUUACAAGUUUAAAUAUGUCAACGUUGGAAAAAAGUCAAUUUAAUUUAGAUUCAACAAUUGAAUCAAUUUUAAAUAAUUUAAUGAUUGAAGAGUAUAAAAGUAAUUUAUCAUAUGAAAAUUAUUUUAAUCAAUGUAAACCAUUAUCAUGUUCAUAUUCUUAUAUUAAAACUCAUGAUGUAACUCAAACAAUAAUAUCUCUCAUUUCUCUUUAUGGUGGAUUAGUUCUUAUAACUCGUUGUUUAGCAAUUAUUUUUGCUAAACUUUAUGAAUAUAAAAAAAAUCGAAUUAAACCCGAAACUCUUCAACAAAAUACUUAA
Rotaria sordida is the source of this 1926-nucleotide messenger RNA. Lineage: Eukaryota; Metazoa; Rotifera; Eurotatoria; Philodinida; Philodinidae. The record is from the annotation of a GenBank genome assembly.